Molecule: messenger RNA, 1632 nt
Organism: Puccinia graminis f. sp. tritici CRL 75-36-700-3
Lineage: Eukaryota; Fungi; Basidiomycota; Pucciniomycetes; Pucciniales; Pucciniaceae
Exons: 13
Coding region: 1-1632 (543 amino acids)
Biological process (GO): poly(A)+ mRNA export from nucleus
Cellular component (GO): nucleus; cytoplasmic stress granule
Molecular function (GO): RNA binding; ATP binding; RNA helicase activity
Source: RefSeq, a predicted model, not a curated record
AUGAUGAUGAUGAUGAUGAUGAGUGGUGAGUUUGAGUUGCGUUCAGGUGGCUUGAUGCGGCUGGGGCCUGGCCUGGGCUGUUCGAUCACCACCACCACCCUAUAUUCCAACGGUCAACUACCAAGAACCUCCACCAUAUCAACACCAUCGAAGGAUGCCAGACUCAAGUUAUCCGCACUCGACCCGCAAGCAACUAAGGAAAACAUCGCGACUGUCGAAUCUCUUGGGCUCAAACCUACCCCCAUCGACCCCCCAAAAACUGAAAUCGUCGAACCUGAUGCCGCUUCUACCAUCGAAGCUAAUGAAGCUAAAACUAAAUCAAAAGCCUCCGAGUUACUCGAGAACCUCUCACAUCAAGUCGAGAUUAAACUAGCAGACCAACAAGCCGACCCCAACUCACCCCUCUACUCUGCCAAAUCAUUCGAGGAUCUCAAGCUUGAUCCAGCCCUUUUGAAAGGUCUUUAUCGAAUGGGCUUUCAAAGACCUUCGAAGAUCCAGGAACGCGCCUUACCACUAUUACUCCAAAACCCUCCGAGGAAUAUGAUUGGCCAAUCGCAAUCCGGCACGGGAAAAACGGCGGCCUUCGUACUCACGAUGCUUUCGAGAGUCGAUGUCUCUCAGAGCUGUCCCCAAGCGAUCUGUGUCUGUCCUUCCCGAGAAUUGGCCCGUCAGAUCAUGGAUGUCGCCGAACAGAUGGGACAGUAUGUUACCGGAUUGACUAAGCGGUUGGCGAGUAAAGAUACCCUUGAACGCGGCGAAAAGAUCACUGAACAUAUCAUCGUUGGAACUCCUGGUACAAUUAAAGAUGCUUUAACUUCUCAUCGAAUUUCUGGAACUCGAGAGUCGGUGAUCGAUCCUAGUGGGAUCAAAGUUUUAGUAGCAGAUGAGGCAGAUGUAUUGGUAGGAACAGGAUCAUUAGGAGAACAAACGAUUGGAGUAAAAAAUGCGAUCACUCGUAGUAACAACACCGUGCAGAUCGUCUUAUUCUCGGCUACUUUCCCCGAACACGUUCGGAAAUAUGCCUCUAAAUUCGCCCCGAACGCUAAUGAGAUCAAGCUAAAGAAAGAUGAAUUGACGCUAGAAGGCAUCAAACAAUUCUACAUGGAUUGCAACGAUGCAGAACAUAAGUACGAAGUGCUUGUGGAGCUAUACCACUUAUUAACAGUCGGCCAGUCGAUCAUCUUCGCCCAGGAGAGACGGACGGCGGACGAGAUUGCGCAUCGAAUGAACAAGGAUGGACACAAGGUGGCCGUGCUGCAUGGGGCACAGAUGGGCGAAGGACGGGACCAGACGAUCGAUGAUUUCCGUGAAGGUCGGAGUAAAGUGUUGGUGACUACUAAUGUGGUCGCCAGAGGAAUCGAUAUCUCUCAAGUCAACUUGGUGGUCAAUUAUGAUUUGCCUAAAGAUCCUCAUAAAGGCGCAGAUGCUGAAACAUACUUACACCGAAUUGGAAGAACUGGGAGAUUCGGGCGCAAGGGAAUUUCGAUAAAUUUUAUUCACGAUCCAAGAAGUUAUCAAGAUAUGAUGAAGAUUAAGGAUGAAUUACAAAUCUCAGAUGAGCAACUAGUUAAAGUAGAUACCAAAGAUUUCGAUGAUAUGGAGAAAACCCUGAAAGCUGCACUGAAAGCUUAA